Messenger RNA from Eurytemora carolleeae, 1250 nucleotides. RefSeq lists its product as uncharacterized. The record is from RefSeq and is a predicted model, not a curated record. NCBI's taxonomy places the organism in Eukaryota, Metazoa, Arthropoda, Copepoda, Calanoida, Temoridae.
AGUUAGUAUACUGUAUAAACCGGUGUCAGAGGCGUCAACAUAUAAACAUCUUUAGAGUUAUAUAUUCUGAUUCACUAAUUCCAAUUAUGCUUCCUCAGUCUUGUAUUUCAAAAGAAAGGCUUAGUGAACGUUAGAACAGUGAGCUGAAUCCUUUCCCAUGUAAGAUGAAUAAAGGUUUGAAAUUGACACAGAGCGUACAGAGUUGAAUUGACGCAUUUCGUACAAGGAUAAGAAAAUGGUCGCAGAAGACGAUAUUCCAACCAACCCAGGGGACCACUGUAUCCGACCAAGAUCUAAGUCUGAAGCUGGAACUUUAAAAAGACGUGGUUUUCUUAAUCAACUUAUUCUUCAAAGAAAACAUGUAAGUGCCAGCACAGGAUCCGGGAGAUUAACUAAUCCUCUGGUUUCUCUUCAUCCUAGUCAUCAUCCCCAUCCUAAUCCGCAUAAUCAAAAGGAGAUUUCUCCUGAAUAUUCGGACAGAUCUAAUCUACACCCUGAAAAGAGAAGAACGGAGAGAGGAGAGGAGGAACCAAGUUUAUCCGAAACCGUGAAUGUUUUUCGUCCUAGAUCUAAGUCGGAUGCUCAUACAAUUAUCCGAGCCUCGAAACCUCCAUCCAUUAUCAAUCAGUUCAUCCAGCAGAGGAAGCAGUCGAGUUCAUCAGUGAGCGCUAUGAUGCAUCCUUUAACCAAUAUUCAGGAGAAUUCUCCCUUAUUAUCUCAACCAGAUGGAACCUCUGAUCAAACGGAAAUGGAACCUGGAACCAAACCGGAACCGGAACCUGGACCUAAAUCGGAACCGGAAUCUUUUAGGAAAUAUUCAGAACCAGUUUCUAAGAGCAGAAGGGAUUCAGAAGAUUCAUCUUCUCAUCAUAGUUCAUCAAAAUUUCGACCCAGGAGAACCCUGUCAAGGUUGUGGAGCAGGACGAAGAGCAAACUGAACCCGGAGAAACUGAAGAGGAGACUGAACCUUUUCGUAAACGCUCUUCUACCAUGACGGAAGUCAAAGAAUUUCGAGCACGCGCAUUGAGCGCUGGUCAGCAUGCGCGCGCCCAUGUCUCCAGUAUAGUUGCGAAAAUAAGACGGCGCUCCAACUCUAAUGCAGACGAGAAAAAGAAGAAAAUCAGAUGCUACCCGAGUUCAGACUUCGAUCUAAACCUGAGAGUUGGGUGCACAGUGCACAGGGUUCGGAUGCAGUUUUGCUCCGAGUAGAGAAAUUAGCACUGAACGGGGAAAAGAAAUAAACCGAGGAA